Molecule: messenger RNA, 854 nt
Organism: Chara braunii
Lineage: Eukaryota; Viridiplantae; Streptophyta; Charophyceae; Charales; Characeae
Source: the annotation of a GenBank genome assembly
GUGGCCGCAAAAACUUUCUGCAAGGCUGGGACUGUGUACUUGCAGUUUAACGGGCACGACUUUAGGAAUUGGUGGUGGCUUAAGGAGAGAAGGGGAUGGGCAAAUCUGGGAAGCCCCUGCAUUAUAAGGGGUCGACAUUCCACAGAGUGAUACCCAAGUUUAUGUGCCAAGGGGGAGACUUCACCCGAGGUGAUGGCACUGGAGGAGAGUCCAUUUAUGGCAUGAAGUUUGCAGACGAGAACUUCGUGAAGAAGCAUGAUGCGCCUGGUGUGCUGUCCAUGGCAAAUGCGGGACCGAACACCAAUGGAUCCCAGUUCUUUCUGUGCACUGUGCCAACAUCUUGGCUUGAUGGAAAACACGUUGUGUUCGGAAGAGUGAUACAAGGCAUGGAUGUCGUGAGUAAAAUCGAAGCGGUGGGGACCGCAAAUGGGAAGACAACAAAGAAGGUUGAAAUUGCGGACUGUGGCCAAUUAUCUUAAGAUGCUUGUUGCGGUCCACAUUCCCUGGGGCAGGGCGGACAGGAAGGGGGCGAGAGAGAGAGAGAGAGAGAGAGAGAGAGAGAGAGAGAGAGAGAGAGAGAGAGACGGGAACAAUGUGAACUCAAAAGUGUGAGGUUUUACAUAUCACAGUGAACAUCCAGUGUCACGAUUAGGAGAGUUGGGAGAGGAGAAGAGUGGUGGGAAGGGAAGUGGAUGUGUUGCAGCAAAUGAGUGAGUGGAAAUUGAAUGAUGUGAAAAUUGAGGAGCGGACAAAUUGAGGAGGGAAAAUUGUAAGCCAAGGUGAAUUGGAAAAGAAAAGAGAACUCAGAAUAGAGGAGAGGGAGCCAAAGGAGUGAGUAAAGGCAAGAAAAACAG